Klebsormidium nitens is the source of this 2648-nucleotide messenger RNA. NCBI's taxonomy places the organism in Eukaryota, Viridiplantae, Streptophyta, Klebsormidiophyceae, Klebsormidiales, Klebsormidiaceae. The record is from the annotation of a GenBank genome assembly.
CUUGGACAGCUUUGAAGCUGCAACAACUCGCAAAUUCCAAGGACGACGAAUGCAUUCAAAGUUUCCAAACGUUGUAUAGCAGCUCGCAGGAAGGACGAGCUUGGGUGGUUGAGGGUCGUCAACAACCCCUUUUCCUGCUGAAGCGGUAGGUGUUCAAGGUUGACCUUCUUGGUUUUGAGCACCAAAGUAAAGAUGGCGUCCUCAGUUGCUGUACAUGCAGGAACCUGUGCAGUCGCCCCGGCUGCAGGUCUUGCCGCUCGCUCUAAGAGCCUCCAGAGCCCCACCCCAUUCUUGGGUGGCGGCCUCCUCCUUCGCAAGUCCCCUGCGCUCAAGUCAGUCUGCGGGAGGUGCUCCGUCAGGGCGAGCGCAUCCAGCGAUGGCGUCAAGAGCCAGGAGAAGCGCAACUUUCUGAAGGGUCUGUUGGGGGCUGCUGGGGCUGCUGGCGCGCUGGCUGCGGCCAAGCCUGCGCGGGCUGCUGAGGAGCAGGGAGUGGCGUCAUCUCGCAUGAGCUACUCUCGCUUCCUGGAGUACCUCGACAUGGACCGGGUUAAGAAGGUGGACUUGUACGAGGGGGGAUCGAUUGCGAUUGUCGAAGCCGUCAGCCCUGAGUUGGGUAAUCGGGUGCAGCGGGUGCGUGUGCAGCUGCCAGGGCUUAGCCAAGAGCUGCUGAAGAAGUUCCGGGAGAAGAGCAUUGACUUUGCCAGCCACAACGCCUCAGAGGACACCGGUUCCGUCUUCUUCAACAUCCUGGGUAACCUUGCCUUCCCCCUGCUCCUGGUCGGCGGCCUGUUUCUGCUCAGCAGGCGGUCUGGGGGGGGCGGUCUCGGUGGCCCUGGGGGCCCUGGCAACCCUAUGGCCUUCGGCAAAAGCAAGGCUAAGUUCCAGAUGGAGCCUAACACUGGUGUUACCUUCGAUGACGUGGCGGGGGUUGAUGAGGCAAAGCAGGACUUCCAGGAGGUUGUGGAGUUCCUGAAGAGGCCGGAGCGGUUUACCGCUGUGGGUGCCAAGAUUCCCAAGGGUGUGCUUCUUGUUGGACCCCCUGGAACGGGAAAGACACUCCUGGCCAAGGCAAUUGCAGGGGAGGCUGGAGUGCCGUUCUUCUCCAUCUCGGGAUCCGAGUUCGUGGAGAUGUUUGUUGGUGUUGGAGCUUCUCGUGUUCGUGACCUCUUCAAGAAGGCCAAGGAGAACGCGCCAUGCAUUGUAUUCGUGGACGAGAUUGAUGCCGUUGGACGGUCCAGGGGUACCGGCAUUGGCGGUGGCAAUGAUGAGAGGGAACAGACCCUUAACCAGCUGCUAACAGAGAUGGACGGUUUCGAGGGCAACUCUGGUGUCAUUGUGAUUGCUGCCACCAACAGAGCUGACAUCCUGGAUGCUGCCCUGCUUCGGCCUGGGCGUUUCGAUAGGCAAGUGUCAGUGGACGUUCCUGACAUCAGGGGCCGCACCGACAUCCUUAAGGUGCACGCCUCUAACAAGAAGCUGGCCGAUGACAUCAGCCUUGAGGUCAUUGCUGCCCGGACGCCCGGCUUCAGUGGAGCAGAUUUGGCCAACCUCCUGAACGAGGCUGCCAUCCUCACUGGCAGGAGAGGGAAGACUGCCAUCUCUGCGCAGGAGGUGGACGAUGCUGUGGACAGAAUUGUGGCCGGUAUGGAGGGCACUCGGAUGACUGACGGAAAGAGCAAGAGUCUGGUGGCAUACCACGAAGUGGGCCACGCUAUCUGCGGAACACUGACGGCUGGCCACGACCCCGUCCAGAAGGUGACUCUCAUCCCCCGUGGGCAGGCGCGCGGCCUGACCUGGUUCGUGCCUGGCGAGGACGCCAGUCUCAUCUCCAAGUCUCAGAUCUUCGCUCGGAUUGUGGGGGCUCUCGGCGGCAGGGCUGCGGAGGAGAUUAUUUUCGGCGAGCCUGAGGUCACCACUGGAGCUGCCAGCGACCUGCAGCAGGUCACUGGGAUGGCCAAGCAGAUGGUGGUCGCUUUCGGCAUGUCGGACAUCGGCCCCUGGAACCUGCAGGACCCCAACGCCCAGGGCGGUGACAUGAUCAUGCGCAUGAUGGCCCGCAACAACAUGAGCGAGAAGCUGGCCGAGGACAUCGACCGCGCCGUCAAGGAGCUCUCUGACAAGGCCUACGAGGUGGCCAAGCAGCAGAUCAAGGAGAACAGGAAAGCCAUGGACAAGAUCGUGGAGAUCUUGAUCGAGAAGGAGACCAUCUCGGGAGAUGAGUUCCGUGCCAUUCUCUCAGAAUACACGCAAAUUCCGGAGGAGAACUUGGCUGCCGUGCGGAGGUCGCAGGAACUACAACUCGCUUAGAGCUUCGAGCUUAGGUACUUGUGGGUGUACAAAAGUAGGCCAACAUGACUUCAUAAUGCAUAUUUUGCAGAUUUAACGAGUUGCGAUUUGUGCUACACAAGGAAAGCGGAUUUCCAACACUUCUUAUAAAGAUGCCUUCACAUUUUCGCCUCAACGGUUUUGAUGGCAAGGUAACAAGCACACAAACUCGAGGCAACAAGCACAAAGUUGAUGCUCGUGUUGAGUAUUUUGCGUUUAUAAGUUUCUUGAUGGUGAUUGGGUUUAUCCGAUAGAUACAAGCAUUGGAAUACAUGGUGUUGCGGCGAUAUGCUCAAUUAGCGCCAUGAUUUUUAGGUUUGUGG